UGUUGAUUCUGAUGGUAAAUAUCCACACAAAAAAAAAUGUGUAGACAUUGUGACAACCACUUCUGUUUCUUGCGGUUUUUUGUAGUGAUGUGUUAACGCUUUCUCCGGAUAGAUCAAGAUUUCGUCUGUGUUAUACAAAAUUGUAAAUAAAUCCGGUCUGGGUCUGUUGUUGUUCUAAUAUGGUUUAAAGAAACAUCAAUUAUUCGGUGAAUUGCAGCUAAAUAUCAGAAUCAGAUAAACAUUUAUUCAGAACGUCAAACAUCAACAACUUUAGUUCAAAUCGUUCCAACAUUAAUGGAGUUUCACCUAGACAGCGCAGAAUACUGCCAGGCUCAACACAAAUAAGCUAUUCGUUAUUGCCAGCCCCGAGAACUGCAAUUAUCGCGAAUCAUAUUCACUAGUUCAGCGAUCGCUCGGCGGCUACCAUAGUCUUACAUGAACCUUAUUUAGCGUAUAUAAUAAAACUUAUAUAAAAUUACAAACAGCCGCUUCUGCAAGAUAAGGCAACAAAGUUGUUUUUUAUUUUUUACGUGAUUUCUAUAUUGAGACUGAUUCGGAGGUACGCAAAACAAAACGAUUGUUAAUAUCCUAAAUGAGUUUGCAUCAGUGCCAAAACUGGAACCAUAAACAACAACCCUUGUAUCACAUUCUUCACUUUGGCACACAUAUCAACAACCAAUCCCCACACUACCUAUUCUAAAAGUUCAACUAUCAACAACAACCGUUCACUGUUUAGUGUUUGUGGAAUUUUUGGUUAUUGCACUUUUAACGAAUAACUUAAUUUUCAAAACAAAACAAAAGAAAAACCAAAUCAAACUUCAGCAAAAUAAUAAACGAGGAGACGAAAAGAACAAAAAAAAACAGAAAUAAAAGAAACAUUACAGCGAAGAGUGGCAUUAAUUAGCAUUUAUCGAAUUUUUAGUCUCUUGUUUUUCUUGUCGUUCGAAUUCAUUUCAUCGCAUAAACAGGUGAAGUAAAAUUCGCCAAACUGUUUUGUUCGAGUUUCUGAAAAGACAUUUUUUUUGUUAGUAUUUUUGUGAUACGUGCGGCGGUGACUUAUACAGUUUUUUUUUCUCUAAACAAAAAUAAUCGUCAAGUGCUUAAUAAGUUGUGUGUGGUUUAAAUAGACAGUUUUUCUGCGACGUAAUAAUUUGUUUCGGUGAACCAGAUUCAUUCAUUUUAAAUUUCGUUUCGCGUAUUCAGUAAAUGACAAGCAACAUGCGUCAAAAGGAUAUUCGACCUGCUCCGGCACGAAUUGAAUUCAAGGGAAUGAAAUUUUUGAUAACCGAUCGGCCAUUGGAUCAAACGAUUCCUAAUUAUAUAUUGGAACUAAAGAAAAACAAUGUCAGCAUAGUUGUGCGCGUAUGCGAACCCAGCUACAAGGUAGAAGAGCUCGAGUCACAAGGCAUUGCUGUACGUGAUCUUCCAUUCGAAGAUGGCACACCACCACCGCAACAAGUAAUUGAUGACUGGUUUGACACUUUGAAACAAAAAUACCAAGAAAAUCCAGAAGCAUGCGUUGCCGUGCAUUGUGUGGCUGGCUUAGGUAGAGCUCCAGUUUUGGUAGCAUUGGCACUAAUUGAACUGGGAUUAAAAUAUGAAGCAGCUGUUGAAAUGAUAAGAGAAAAACGACGAGGUGCUAUCAAUGCUAAGCAACUAUCAUUCUUAGAGAAAUAUCGACCAAAAUCACGACUAAAGCAACGAAACGGUCAUAAGAACUCAUGCUGCGUGCAAUAAAUAUUAACAAUAACCCACCAGAAAAGAAAGUGUUCAUUUUGCCGAUACAACUGAGAAACUCUCAUGUAACACAAACUCAUCUUUCCUACCCCGGGUAAAACAGGAAACAAUGCUAAAACGAAUUUCCUACAAGAACGUUUCAUUUUCAAAUUUAUAAUUUCUGUGUCGAUUUACGUCGAAUAGAAAUUUUUUGUUUUAAUUUGACAUAAUUUUCGAUUGGUUGUCGCAGAACGCAAGUCAUUUUAUUGAGAUUUUUUAAUUGAAUUUUUGUAUUGGAUUUUGAGGCAUUCCUAAUUUCGAUAUAAGGUCUUGGUCAAUGUGAGUAUGACCGAGAGUUUUAUUGAGUUUAUUAUUACAUUUUAGUUUUUUUCCAUUAUUUUUGAGAAAAAGAUAGAAAAAAAAAUUAUUUUUACAUUAAAAUGUGUUGUCAGUUCUGUGACAGACCAUUAUAGAUUGUCUUUAAAUAGUUUUAUAGAUGAAAAUGAGAUAAAUGUUUUGCUUUUCAAAUCCAUGCAGGAUUCAUGAUUUCUCUCCUUUUUUUUAAAUCUAAAUAAAUUUCCCAAUUUCAAGACAAAAUGAACCAGUCGAGUGUACACUUUUUUUUUAAAGAAAAAUUUAAAACAAAAUGAAUGUAAUUGCACUAAUCAUCGAUAUCGCGUCGUUAAUAUAGAAAAAACUUAAAAAAUAAAAAACUAUUUUGACUUUGAUUAUAAAAUAUAAUAAAACUAAACGUAAAAUCAAUUUAUAUACAACACCCACACUUUAACUAAAAACAAAGAAGAAGAUGGAUGAAAAAAAAAACUUAUCUAUAAAAACUGAUGACAAAAAAAACUGGUGAAAAAUCUACUCAUAGCGCAGAAGAAAUAAAAUAAGAAGAAGAAAAAAAACACUGAACUUUAACAAAACUGAUCUAAACUUUAUAUAUAAAUGUGAAAAUUCAACAAGAUUUAGGGUAAAUAACAAAAGACAAAGAUAUUUGCGGUAUUUUUGAACAUUUAAAUCGACGAAAAACAGUCGACAUCAUUUUGCAAAUAUCUUUUGUGGUACAAUAAAC
This is a messenger RNA of Bradysia coprophila, 2791 nucleotides long. RefSeq names its product protein-tyrosine phosphatase 4A family member PRL-1 (gene PRL-1). Gene Ontology annotation, biological process: protein dephosphorylation. The record is from RefSeq and is a predicted model, not a curated record. NCBI's taxonomy places the organism in Eukaryota, Metazoa, Arthropoda, Insecta, Diptera, Sciaridae.